UCAACCACUGUACAGUAUACUGUAAGCUUAGAAGUGUCUAGGACACUGCCAUCGUGUGGAAACACAUUGUUUUUUUUUCUUAAAUAACAUUUUUCCUGUUCAUCAGUAGGAUACGUUUUUUUUCUUACUGGCUUACAUUCAUACACUGUUCAUUCUUGCUUAUAAAUCGAUCAUCUCGACGCCCCUCAUGUUCUCUGCUUCUGAGAUUCAGCCUGUGGUUUGUGCAGUAAUGGAGACGCGCUUUUAAAGAGUCUUUGCGUGCAGUCAUUUUUCAGCUGUUUCGCAAGUAUUUCAUUGUCCUUUGGAUCUGUCAAGAGUGGUCUCAAAGUCAUUUGCAGUGUCAUGUAUCUUGAGGAGAUCUCCAACACGACUGGAGUGACUUUGUUCCUCUGUGCCUUCACUCUGCUCUUGCUGGUUCUCCAUAGUCGACGGAGAGAACCGGGCUGCCCCGUUCCCCCAGGUCCCAGACCUUGGCCGCUGGUGGGAAAUCUUUUCCAGGUGGGGGAACAGAUCCAUUUGUCAUUAACAAACCUGAGGGUUCAGUAUGGAGAUGUUUUCCAGAUGAAAAUGGGUUCUCUCGUGGUGGUCGUUUUGAGCGGCUAUUCUACAAUCAAGGAGGCUUUGAUUCGUCAAGGAGAGGCGUUUGCAGGACGUCCUGAUUUCUUCAGCUUCUCUGCAGUUGCUAAUGGCACCAGUAUGACGUUUAGUGAGAAGUAUGGAGAAGCUUGGGUGCUUCACAAAAAGAUCUGCAAAAAUGCCCUAAAGACCUUCUCCCAAGCUAAGCCCCGAGACUCGAGCGCUUCUUGUCUUUUGGAGGAACGUAUCUGUGCAGAAGCCGUGGAUAUGGUGGAGACUCUGAAGAAACAAAGAGAUGAGGUUGGAGAUUUAGGACUCUACCCAGUUAAGUUGCUAGUGACCUCAGUUGCCAAUGUGGUUUGCACUCUGUGUUUCGGGAAGCGGUAUGCACAUGACGAUAAAGAGUUCCUCACCAUCGUCAACAUCAAUAAUGAAGUGCUGCGGCUCUUUGCUGCAGGAAAUCUGGCUGACUUUUUUCCCAUUUUCCGUUACCUGCCCAGUCCAUCUCUGCGAAAGCUGGUCCAGUUCAUUGACAAAAUGAACAACUUCAUGGAACGCAACAUCAGGGAACAUCUCAUCACCUUUGACAGGAACUGUAUCCGGGACAUCACUGAUGCCCUAAUAGCAAUGUGUGAGGACAGGCAGGAGGACGAGGAAAAAGUCAAGCUCAGCAACUCACAGAUCAUCCACAGUGUCAUUGACAUCUUCGGAGCUGGUUUUGACACUAUCUUCACCGGUUUGCAGUGGAGCCUUUUAUACCUGAUCAAGUUUCCAGACAUCCAGGCUAAAAUCUUCCAGGAGAUAGAUAACCAGGUUGGUAUGAACAGGUUACCACAGUUUAAAGACAAGUCAAACAUGCCGUACACAGAAGCUUUCAUAUUUGAAGUGUUUCGUCAUGCAUCCUAUGUGCCUUUCACCAUACCUCACUGCACAACUGAUAACAUUACACUGAAUGGAUACUUCAUCCCCAAAGACACAUGUGUGUUCAUCAACCAGUAUCAAGUCAAUCAUGACAUGGAUAUUUGGGGUGAUGCUGAGGCUUUCCGACCCGAACGUUUCCUCACAUCAUCUGGCCAUCUAAAUAAAAACCUCACUGAAAAGGUAAUGAUAUUUGGCAUUGGAAUACGCCGUUGCCUCGGUGACAGCUUUGCCCGUUUGGAGAUGUUUGUGUUCUUAACCACCCUGCUGCACCGGCUGCACAUUGAGAAUGUUCCAGGGCAGGAGCUUGACCUGAGCUCUACGUUUGGCCUCACCAUGAAGCCCAGACCCUUCCGAAUCAAAAUCUCAUCUCGUAACUAAGCUAUUCUAUUUCAGAUGUUAUUUGUACACCAAAUGGACCUGCGGUGCACCUCAGAAUGAUUGCUAAAAUCACAGCACAAAGCUAAUGUUGGGCAUUACUGAACUGUUAAGCUAAUUAGCCACUAUAUUCUUCAUUUUUUAUGUUGUCUUUUCUCUACCUCUAUUUUAAAUAGCAUUCAGCUCAUCUGUUACUUGAGCAUUUACUAUUGCACAUAAUUGUGUACUCUGAGCACGCCCUGCAAUAUUUGUGAUAAUACAUGAUAGCUAAGCAUCUAAGUUACUGUUUGUACUUUUAGCACAGAUAUUUGAAAUAUCAAAUAAGGCGUUGAAGUUAAAAUUAUUUCAGUGACAUUGAAGGUUUGAAAUGUUCUGCCUGUUGAAAAGCUGCUUUGUGUUAGAAUAAACGGAAUCAUCAGAAUUAAUGAUAGUGAUGAUGCAUUAAUGAACAAAUAUUUUUAAUAAGUAAUAAGAUGUAAUCCAGUUUAAUAUUAUCUAUAUACUAUAUAAUAGUAUAGUUUCAUAUGAUAUUUAUAAUAUUGUACAGUUGUCAAUUCUAUCAUAUUACUGAAUAUUUUUAACCAUCCUAUUUUUUAUACCACUGAUUAUAACAGAA
This is a messenger RNA of Labeo rohita (rohu), 2488 nucleotides long. Its product is annotated as cytochrome P450 1A1. Gene Ontology annotation, biological process: hormone biosynthetic process; progesterone metabolic process. The record is from RefSeq and is a predicted model, not a curated record. Bases 343 to 1875 code for a protein of 510 amino acids. NCBI's taxonomy places the organism in Eukaryota, Metazoa, Chordata, Actinopteri, Cypriniformes, Cyprinidae. Gene Ontology annotation, molecular function: oxidoreductase activity, acting on paired donors, with incorporation or reduction of molecular oxygen, reduced flavin or flavoprotein as one donor, and incorporation of one atom of oxygen; steroid 17-alpha-monooxygenase activity; iron ion binding. The transcript is spliced from 7 exons.